AACCCGAUUUAAUUUGUCUCUCACCUGCCGUCGGUAUUUUAAGCCGCGCGGCCUCACAGAAAAGUGCUGGCCUGCGAGGGUAAGUACGUAAGGUCGCAGCAGUCCGCCGGCACCAGCACAAGCUCGGCCGACGGUAAACCGCGGCGCACCGGCUGAACACAGCCCUGCGGAGCAACAGUGCGGAGCGCACCGCCGCUGCGUACACCGAGCGCAGCCGACAGCGCUACGUAAAAGAUGGCCGCCUGGUCCGUCUCCGUCCAGAUCAGCAGCUUAAAACAUGUGCCGCCCGAUUUCUUGGACAAGCUAGGAACGAGAAGGGAGGACGUCUGCCUGCGCGUGCAAGGAGCGCUCGACGGCGCGAGCCGAGAAACUGGAGCAAGCAGGUGGGGCCGCGGCGCGCGCGCCGGCGAGGCCUUCUGGGCCGGCGACACGGGCUCCCUCGAGUGGCGUUUUGAUUCAGAAGAAGCAUUAAGAAGGGCGGAAAAGAAGACGCCCCUCCUCAAGUUGUAUGUCUACGCCACGAAGGGCGGUGCGAAUGUGGACCCCAGUCCGUCCAACUCAGCUGCUGUGGGUACGCUAAAUCUCGACGUCCGGACUCUGCGAAGAGGCGUGAGGACCUGGUCGAAGCUGCGAGGCGCCGCCGCGCCGGCGGAGAUUCUGGUCGAGGCCGCGGCGAAACGAAGUGCACCUAUCGUGGAGCGACCGGCCGAGCCGCCGGCCAAACAGUUAGGAAGAGGUUCUACGACGUUCGAAUUAUGCGUCUCGCUCGAAAAAGCUGGCGAUUUGAGAAAGUUAGUAGGACGGGAACUGGAAGAUGCUGCUACGUACUCACCAAGACCUCGAUACUGGUUCUCGUAUGAAUUACUAGGUGUCGUCGUCCAGACGGAACAGUUCUCCUCCGAGUCCCUAGACGCGCCGGGCUUCGCCGUCGAGUGCGACUGGUUCCGGCUGCGGUGUUCAGUGAAUGAACUUUCCCAGGAACUCGCCAAGCCGCUGGACGUGUUUCUUUGUACAGACGAUUUGGUGGUUGCUGCCGCAAGACUGUCCCUGGCGGACCUACUGCCGCGCCAGGCGUGGCCUGCUUCUCGUUCAGAUGAGGACUUCUUCUCGUCUGAUUUGCGCGUCCGACGGGACGUCGCGUCGAAGCGGCCGGCGCCGGCGCUGCACGGCGAACCUACACCGGGUUUUCUCGAGGUCUUCGCGGCUGUGCGGCGCGUCGGGCCGUCCGACGAGGAGGCGGCGCCCUACAAGGGGCCGCUGGGCCGCGAGGCGUCGCUAAGACCGGAAGUGCCGCUCGUCGAGCCUACGAUUGGCGAGAACGAGCCCUACGAGCCGCCGCCGCCGCCCGAGCCCUACGAGCCGGCCUCCGAGCCGUACACGUCGCCUCCAUCAACGCGCGAGGAGCUCAUGGCCGGCGGUACGACACAGCGUCCGUUCACGUCGCGUCGAUGGCGUCCGCGCCACGCCAUCGCUCACUCACACCGCGCGAUCGACGCGACGCGCCGAUGGCGCCACCGGAGACGCAUAACCAGAGCGUCACGCCGUCGCCGCGACACCGUAACAACGCAGGCGCGCCGAGCGCCGCCGAGCUCGAGCCGGCCUUUGCGGGAACACCAGAAGACGACGACGACGUCGGCUACGCCCCGGACUCGCCCGACAGUGGCGAGAAGUCGGCCAAGGGCGCCUGGCGGUUAGAAGUUAGUCUGUUAUUUGCCACGAGGUCGGACGGGAACACGGAUCCGGUGUCGUUGCGGUACGGCGCCCCGCAGCUCGGCCAAAGAACUAUAGCCGAGACGGCUUCUCUGGACUUUGCGGCUACCACCAGUGUAGCGGUGCGAGGCCGGGGCGCUGUGGCCCAUUUCGAGUUCGGCCCCGAGACGGACGUGAGGAAAUUGUUGCGGGAGGCACCCUUAGACGUUGAAGCGGUUGACUACAAAGGUAGAGUUGUCGCUGCUGGCAGAAUUGAUCUGGCGGCGGCGCUCGAUGGGGAUGCGUGCCGAGGCUUCUCGGAUAAAGCACCGAAGGCAUGGCGACGCUUGUCCGCGCAAAGACGCGAGGCCGAUAUCGAGUUACGAAGGUCCGGCGAUAGAAAACUCGUGCUGACCACUAGAGUUGUUGCUGGCCGUGCUGAUGAUGCGCGCUCGCCGUCCUCGGAAUCACCUUACUCCGAGGAGGACAGCCAGGGUUUUAGUAGCGAAGAGGAGCACGACGACCUUUCCGAAAGCGGCGUGCGCGGUGGGAACGUGGCUCCGGUACCAAGGAGGAGGCGGCGGGACCCGCCGCCACCGAGGCAAGGCCCUCAUCGGUCGCCGCCGAGAAGGUCACCACCGAAACCUUCUGGAGACGGGUGCCGCUACUGCGGCGCGCCCCAGCCUGGCUUAGCCGAACUCGCUCAACUCAAACGAGAUGCCCAGUCCCAACACGAGGAGGAACGGAGAGCGUGGGAGGACUGGAGAAGGGAAGAAGAGCGGGCCUGGGCGGCGCGAUUGCGGGAUAGGGAGCGGGAAGCGAUUCACCGCGUCGAGCAGGAGGCUGAAGCUCGCUGCAAGGUCGAGCGGGACGCGCUCGCCCAGUCCCGAGCUGAAUACUCUCGCCUAGAAACGAAGCUACGGGCGUCAUUGCGGGACUGCGACCAGCGCGAGCGGUCGUUGAACGACGCGGAAGCUCGGUUGGAGCGAGAUAGAGCCUCGAAGGUUCUGGACCUGCAGAUGCUCGAGAAACGACUCAGGGACGAGUCGAAGCAUAGUGUCGAGGCGGAGGUGCGCGCGAGGAAAGCCGUCGAGAAGUCGUUGUCUGCGGCGCGGGCCGCCCAAGAACGAGCGGAAAAAAGAGCGUCUGCUGCUGAUGCUGAUUUUGACCGCUGGCGCCAGGCGCACCGGCGGACGCCCGAGGCGGAGUUGGUUGCUCGAGUCGCCAAGUCCAAGGCCGAGGCUUCCGAUCUAAGGGCUCGCUUAGAAAGGGCGAAUGCGGAGACCUCGGACGCGCGAGCGGAGCGGGAGCGGUUGCGAGCUCAUGUGCAUCGGUUGGCUCGAGCGUUGCAGCGCGCCAGAGAUGAGAAUAGGGACGCUGCUAGACGCGAUCUGGAUGCCUUGAGACUAGAGUACAAGGGCCGGGAGGAGCGCUUCGUGCUAGAUGGUGAUCGGCAGCAACUCAAACAGAUCAAGGCCGAGCUCGACGCGCUGCGGCGCAACGCGUCGGAGCGGGAGGAUAGAGCGAAUGUAGCGCGGGACGCGGCUCGGAGCGUCGUCGAGGAGUUGAGUCCGCCGCGCCGAAGACGGGUCGAGCCGAGGGAUGGCCCGUCGCCUCGAGCGGUCUUCGACGAAGAUGCGCUCGAUGCCGUAAAUGGGACGGAGUACGAGGGCGGCGCGCCGAUGCCUGCUGUUGGUGAAGCGGAGGCGUUUGCGAGCGGCGGUCGCGUCGCGCACUCGCCGGUGGACGUCGAGGCGCAGCGUGCGAGGCUGCGGACGGAGCGCGAGUCAUUGCUGAGCGCGGGCUACCCGGCGGAGGACCCGCUCGUGCGCGAUUUGGACCGGCUCAUCGCGGCGGCCGAGUAGUUCGCUCCCCUUCCCCCCGAAGUAACGGCCUGGAAUUUCCACAAGGAAGACUGUUCGAUGGCGUAAGUGGGACGUUGACACCUGGCAGGGCGUCGAAUCUAUUGCGGCGGGCCACGUCAUCCCUG
Pelagomonas calceolata is the source of this 3679-nucleotide messenger RNA. Lineage: Eukaryota; Pelagophyceae; Pelagomonadales; Pelagomonadaceae. The record is from the annotation of a GenBank genome assembly.